This is a messenger RNA of Arvicola amphibius (Eurasian water vole), 2802 nucleotides long. It is a transcript of the gene Pgr, whose product is annotated as progesterone receptor. The record is from RefSeq and is a predicted model, not a curated record. The coding region runs from base 1 to 2802 and encodes 933 amino acids. NCBI's taxonomy places the organism in Eukaryota, Metazoa, Chordata, Mammalia, Rodentia, Cricetidae. Gene Ontology annotation, biological process: regulation of DNA-templated transcription; steroid hormone receptor signaling pathway. Gene Ontology annotation, molecular function: steroid binding; sequence-specific DNA binding; zinc ion binding. The transcript has 8 exons. Gene Ontology annotation, cellular component: nucleus.
AUGACUGAGCUGCCGGCAAAGGAUCCGAGGGCACCCCACGCGUCCACAGCCGCGCCCUCCCCCACCCACGUCGGGUCCCCCUCGCUUGGACGCUUGGACCCCCGUAUCUUUCAGAGGAGCCAGCUAUCGGACGCAGCGUCUGUAGUCUCGACUAUACCCAUUUCCCUGGAUGAGAGGCUGUUCUUCCCUCGGUCUUGCCAGGGUCCGGAGUUCCCAGGCAGAAAAGCACAGAACCAGCAGUCACUGUCCGAAGUGAAAGGAGUGUUCUCUGGAGUCGACGCCUCUCGUGGGGCAGGAGGGAGCAGUCCCAGAGCCCCGGAGAAGGACAACAGACUCUUAGACAGUGUCUUGGACACGCUACUGGCGCCCUCGGGGACUGAGCAGAGCCACACCAGUCCUCCAGCCUGCGAGGACAUCACAUCUUGGUGUCUCUUUGGACCGGAGCUUCCAGAAGAACCCCGCAGAGUCCCUGCUACCAAGGAGUUGUCUCCUCUCAUGAGCCAGGCAGAGAGCAAGGCUGGCGACAGCUCCGGGACAGGAGCAGGGCAGAAGGUGCUGCCCAAGGGGCUGUCACCACCCCGGCAGCUGCUGCUCCCGACCUCAGGGAGUGCUCACUGGCCCGGGGCAGGAGUGAAGCCUUCUCCUAAGCCUUCGGUAGUGGAGGAGGAGGAGGCAGAGGAGGAGGAGGAGGAGGACUAUGGUCUAGAGACAGAGGGCUCCGCGGCUCCGCUUCUAAAGAGCAAACCUCUAGCACUGGAAGGCACGAACAACGGAGGAGGAGUUGUAGCCAGCGCGUCCGCAGCAGCCCCAGGAGGCGUCACCCUGGUUCCCAAGGAAGAUUCCCGAUUUUCUGCUCCCAGGGUCUCCUUGGAGCAAGACGCUCCCCUGACGCCCGGGCGCACCCCACUGGCCACCACACUGGUGGAUUUCAUCCACGUGCCCAUUCUGCCUAUCAACCACGCGCUCCUGGCCGCCCGCACCCGGCAGCUGCUGGAGGGGGACAGCUACGACGGCGGGGCCUCAUCCCAGGGCUCCAUUGCCCCUCUUCGAGGCUCGCCCUCCGCGCCAUCACCGCCGGUGCCCUGCGGCGACUUCCCAGACUGCACCUACCCGCAGGACGGCGACCCCAAAGAGGACGCGUUCCCUCUCUAUGGCGAUUACCAGCCGCCAAGCUUGAAAAUCAAGGAGGAGGAGGAGGGAGCCGAGGCAGCUGCGCGCUCACCGCGCCCCUACCUGGUGGCUGGAGCCAGCGCAGCCACCUUUCCAGAUUUCCCGCUGGCGCCGGCGCCGCCUCGAGCUCCCUCCUCCAGGCCCGGAGAAGCCGCGGUGGCCAGCGGCCCCGGCAGCUCUGCGGUGUCGCCCGCGUCCUCUUCGGGAUCCGCGCUGGAGUGCAUCCUGUACAAAGCUGAGGGCGCGGCGCCCACGCAGGGCUCGUUCCCGCCGCUGCCCUGCAAGCCCCCGACCACCGGCUCUUGCCUGCUCCCGAGGGACAGCUUGCCCGCCACUCCGGCUACCUCGGCAGGCCCCGCCAUCUACCCGCCGCUAGGUCUCAACGGGCUCCCGCAGCUGGGCUACCAGGCCGCGGUGCUCAAGGACAGCCUGCCCCAGGUCUACCCGCCUUAUCUCAACUACUUGAGGCCAGACUCGGAAACCAGCCAGAACCCACAGUAUGGCUUUGAUUCCUUACCUCAGAAGAUCUGUUUAAUCUGUGGGGACGAAGCAUCUGGCUGUCACUAUGGCGUGCUCACCUGUGGGAGCUGCAAGGUCUUCUUUAAACGGGCAAUGGAAGGGCAGCAUAACUAUUUAUGUGCCGGAAGAAAUGACUGCAUUGUUGAUAAAAUCCGCAGAAAAAACUGCCCAGCUUGUCGCCUGAGAAAGUGCUGUCAGGCUGGCAUGGUCCUUGGAGGUCGGAAAUUUAAGAAGUUCAAUAAAGUCCGAGUUAUGAGAGCCCUCGAUGGUGUUGCUCUCCCUCAGUCAGUGGGCCUUCCUAGUGAGAGCCAGACCCUAAGCCAGAGAAUCAACUUUUCUCCAAAUCAAGAAAUACAGUUGGUCCCCCCACUGAUCAACCUGCUCAUGAACAUUGAGCCUGAUGUGAUCUACGCUGGACAUGACAACACAAAACCUGACACCUCCAGCUCUUUGCUGACCAGUCUCAAUCAACUAGGCGAGAGGCAACUGCUUUCAGUAGUCAAAUGGUCUAAGUCAUUGCCAGGUUUCCGGAACUUGCAUAUUGAUGACCAGAUAACCCUGAUUCAGUAUUCCUGGAUGAGUCUGAUGGUCUUUGGCCUGGGGUGGAGAUCCUACAAGCAUGUCAGUGGGCAGAUGCUAUAUUUUGCACCUGAUCUAAUCCUAAAUGAGCAGAGGAUGAAGGAGUCAUCGUUCUACUCGCUGUGCCUUACCAUGUGGCAAAUCCCACAGGAAUUUGUCAAGCUCCAAGUGACCCAUGAGGAGUUCCUCUGUAUGAAAGUCUUGCUACUUCUCAACACUAUUCCUCUGGAGGGAUUGAGGAGCCAAAACCAGUUUGAAGAGAUGAGGUCAAGCUAUAUCCGGGAACUGAUCAAGGCGAUAGGCUUAAGGCAGAAAGGGGUGGUCCCCAGUUCACAGCGCUUCUAUCAACUUACAAAACUUCUUGACAGCUUGCAUGAUCUUGUGAAACAGCUCCAUCUGUACUGCCUGAAUACAUUUAUCCAGUCUCGCGCCCUGGCUGUGGAAUUUCCGGAAAUGAUGUCCGAAGUUAUUGCUGCCCAGCUGCCCAAGAUCCUGGCGGGCAUGGUGAAGCCUCUGCUCUUUCAUAAAAAGUGA